GUGGGCGAAGAGGGCGUGGUCGCGGCGGCGUGGGCCGGCGGCGGCACCUUGCAGCCUGUGGGCAUGAGAGGCUGCGCGGCCUCGGGCCUGGGCCCGCAUGGAACCCCUGGCGCUGGGCCGGUGGCGACGGCGGAGGCCAGAGGAGCUGCAGGUUCCGGGGGACGCGAAACGGGCAUGCAGGAGAUUAGAAGCAGCGGCGCAGGAGUGGGGCUGCCCCCAGGUGAAGGUGCGCGUGCCCACAUCCUGGGGCAGCAAGGAGCCCGAGUCACCAGAUGCCCAGCCCAGAGGCCACCUCCCUGCACCGAGGCCAGACGGUGGCCAGGGGCGACCAAGCGUGGGGGUUCCUCAGGACGGUGGAAAGAGCUGGGCCCAGCCUUGCCCAAGAUGCAUUGCGGGGGAGUCUGUUGUAUUGCGUUUUGUGGUGUAAUCCUGAACAAUGGUGAAAUCAAAGAUCCAGCAACUUGAACUUACUGUAUUUCGGUUGAUUCACUGUAACUGCCAAACAUGCCCUGGAUUUCGAGUAAACAGUGCGACCCCAUUAUGGGUAGAUUGCAUUGAUGCUGGUGACCAACCAGGACCUUCCUUAUUCUUAUCCCAUUUCCAUGGAAUGUAUCUUUCAAAUCCCCCAUCUGCUGGGCAAACAGUUGGAACGUAAUGUGGGUUCUUCAUGCUCUGAGAGGUCGUCUUCUGGCACGUAGGGCUUAAAGAAAAAAAAAUUUGGCCCAAGCAGCUGAUUGGAUCAUUUAAGCUAAUGUUCUGUUUGAACAACAGUACCUAUUUGAUUAGGGUUUUCCUUCCUUUGUAAUUCCCCAAGCUUGCCUCUGUAUGUUUCCUAGGAGAUGAAUCUGCGCACAGAAAACCUAUAUUGAUAUGUAAAUAUAUCAUUUUUUUGUUAAUGCUCGAUAUUCUUUUCAUCUAAAUUUCAGAAAGUGACUUUAAAAAAUCAGUUUCCCUUUAUUUGUAGUUAUUCUCAAUAAAAUUUCACCCAAGCUUGGGUGAUUUAAUAUUUACACCCACUACUUCUAAAAGUCUUAUGUAAAUAAAGAUUGAAAUGUGAAUUUGAAAAGGCACACCUCUUGAUAUUUGAACAGACUAUAGCUGCAUAUAUCUUCUUUUUCUAAUAAUAUGGCUAGUUUCUCUCUUAAGCUUUUAAAAUAAUAAGACACUGUUUUUGUAUUCUAGAACAUCAAAAGGCUCAGUGUUAAAUAAAAAGCAAAUAGUAUUUUUAGAAGUGCAAGACCCCAGGGGGAAGUGCUUAACGGUAAAGCACUGAUGGGCAGCGAUUCCAAAUUUCAGAAGACUUUAUUAAACACACGGCUCCAUUCACAAGUGUGCCCCCACUUCACACACAAGCCCGCCCUGUCCUGGCCCACAGUUCCCACAGCUGACCCGGGAUGGCGACCUUGGCUCAAAGAGAAGCAGAGGUUACGUUGGGGAGUUUGUGUGGGAUCCCUGGCGGAAAACGUAGACCUGUGUUUCUCAGCUUGUUUGCUGCUUAUCCCUGAAAACCUCCUUUGCAUCCCAGUUCUCUGGGUAUUUCUGACCUCAGCAGGGUAUCAGCUGAUCGAUGGCUUCUGCUCUGAAUUCUCACGUGGCUGUCUAAGCCCGCUGCCUGAGUUCCUGUUGUCUUUCUCCCGCGAAGCUUUUCCUUGUUGUUACCAUGAGUCGUUGCUCACUAUGCAAGGACUUUUUCUGUAGACCUUCUCAAACUCAUUUUCCAGGCGGGCACACGAGUCUCCUGUUUGGUCUGUUCCAGCUCACUGUAGCGGGGAUGACUGUUUCAGUCGUUGCUGACAGUUUCUUAGGGUGAUCACUGUUCAGGUUCAACUCCUAGUACAAGUUAUUAUUUAGAAACAACUCCUCUUCACCCUGAGUCACCCUGCUCAUGUUACGGACAACUGGGGUGAAGCCAUCCCCAAUUGUGGUGGUGGGACAUAGUGUUAUGUCACUUGGGGUGUCCACCCCCGACCCCGGGGCAGGCUGCCCUCACUGCUGUGCACCGUCCAGGCUGCAAGGCCAGGAGCAGGGUGAUGGUCGCCGUCUCUAGCAGGCUCCUUUCCUUCCACGAGUGGUCCCAAGGCCGGGCUGCGCCUUGCAGCCAGCUUCCUUCCUCGGUCAGCUCAGCCCGCCUGGCACAGGGGUCCAUGGCAGCCAGGUGUGCCAUGGAAAUCACGCUCUUCUUGGAGAUUCUGCCCAUUAAAUGAAACCUAGUGAGGCUGCGAGAGGUCUCCAUGAUAAUGAAAGGAAGAUGCGUGAAAGCGGUGGGCAUUAUCAUGCAGGAAACUACAGGAAGAACAGAGUUAAGAUGUUCGCUGGGGGGACAGCACUCCGUUUUCUGAAUGGUACCUGGCCACUGAUGCUCUACAGCUCCUCAGGGAAGGGGCCACCUUCAGACUUUAUUGGGUCCGCGUGACGGUCACUUGUCUGUUUUCUCUCAGCUCCGUUCACCACGCUCGUCUCCCCUGCAUCUCCCAGGGCAUGGCUCCCUCCCCCUACCCCGCCCAAGGCAGCCUCUCAGCCCCUCCCUCCGGUCCCAGCUCCUGGCCAGCUCUGGGGCUCUGCAGUCACACCAUCUCCUCCCUUUGUCCUCCCAGCCUGCAGGAGGGCGGGGCUUCUACUGGGGGAAUAUUUGCCUCCCUUCCCCUGUGUGGCUUCUCUUCUCCUCCAUCACUUGUGAAGUUGAAUCCCUGUGUAUGAAAUACCUAGAUUGAUUUCCCUUUUCUGACUGGACCCCACCUGGGCUAAUCAUCUAAGGAGUGGACAAAUCCUCCUGAAAACAAAAGCCUUGCAGUUUUAAGUGUAGGCCUGUGGGUCUUGGUUGCCCAGCAGGCUCAGCAUUUAGGAGUGCCCACAGAGUGGAGAACCUGGGCGUUAAGUUGAAAAAGGUAGGCCUUAUGUAUUGCACAUCACUGGUAUUCCUUUGCUUCAAUUUAUCUCAGGUUAUUGGGUUUUUAACCCAAGCUGGUAGUGAAUUGCCACAUAAAAGCCAACAUGCAAAACAUGAUGUUUUGGGUAUUGUGGACCACCCCCCACCCCCAAUCCCCGACAGACUGAUUUUGGAUAACAGACUGUUUGUUAGUGUUGAGGGCAAAUACUAAGGGAGCAGCCUUAAUAAGCUUCGAUGUUACUCACUUUUUGACGUGGAAAUCCUUUGCCGGACAGUGGUGUUGGGGGAGGGGAAGAAGAGAGGCGGGACGUGAGAGUAGACAUUGGCGGGGGGGGGCGGGCGGCACGUCCCAGCUGUUGUCUGGGCUCCGUUUUCCCUGUAGGGACGGCAGGAGGAGCCCAGGGAUGAUGAUUCUGAUUCUGAAUGGAUACAUUUUUUUCCUUGUACUACUUCUUAUCUCCAAAUGGGUGACCUUUAAAAUAUUUGCCUUAUUUUAUUUACCUAUCUGUCUUAUUAGCCACUGCUUCCUACAUCGGUAGCAUCUGUAAAUACUGCACUGAAACGGAAUGGACCCGGAAGCUGGUGUAAACAGGAUUCUCUCUCUCUCCUGGGCCCGGGGGUCAGGCAGGAGCAAGGGCCGAGGAUGAGAAGGUAACACUGUGCUGUAGGUGAAGACAGAUCUGUGUGCAGUGGGCUGGUCUUCGUGUCCCGUUUCAGCAACAGUUACUCCUCGUGAGUCCUUUACUCUUACGUCCUGAGAGAAGGAAACACAGUCAUAGAGGGAUCAACGGGAAUUUCAUUGCUCAUUCUGUAGGAAUCAAAUUUGCGCUCUGUGCAUUUUCUCUGAGGUCUGUCAGGGACCCCAGAGGUCACCGGUCUAACCCUGUCACCUUACAGAUAAGGAAAAUGAGGUCCACAGGGGUUAAGUGACUGGCCCACUGUGCACCAUGGCUGAUAGGGAGGUGGCGGCCCCAGGACCGACACCGCAGCCCUCUCCUCUUCCCGCUCUCCUGGCUGAUCCUGUGCUCAUAGCCCGUGUGGCAGCAGCACUCCCGGACAGUGCACAGUGACGACCUGCUCCAACCCCUCUGAGGAGCACAGUGUGAGGUGGUGGGUCUUUGUGGAUGUUGUUCCCAGACACAGUGAGAGCUUCCUGGCUGAGACGUAGGGCUGAAUUAUUCAAACGGUGGAAAAACAAGCUGGCCAAGAGAGGAGUUUGGCUGUGUCAGCGUAGCCAGACGUGAAUCCCAAAAUGGACGACUUUGAAUAGACCUGCUGCCAGACUCUUUGGAUAUAACUUCUGAUGGUAAAUGCUUUCUCUGAAUAUGGAUGCCAGAAAAAGAGUUUAAAAAUUUUUAACUGUGUCGUUGAGAUCAUUUCCAGGCUCUGAAGGAACAGAUAGCCUUCAGGUGACUAGAAGAACAAAACUAAACCUUUCUCUAGGAAUAAAAUGUUAUACUAUGAGGAGACGGUGAAAUGGAUUUUUACAGAAAAGAUAGUGUUUUAAGAAAAAUGCAAUUUAGAUUUCCUAUAAGCACGUUAGACUAAGCUAAUGCAAAUGUAUCCCUUCCUGCUGCAGAUAAAAACAUUAGAUACAUAGUUAAUGAUAUAAUAAGUGAAGAGAGAAGCAGAGCAGUGGAUACAAACAUAUUCCUUUGUGGCUGUUGUUAGGUCUUGGCCUUUGUUGGGUUUGGUACUAGAAUGGGCCCAGGGCAUGGGGGCUAGAAUGCUGAUGUCCAGAGAUAGAUGAGACUUUGGCCAGUGGAGAUGUGGGAGCUAGAAUUUGGACCCUUCCCUAAAGUUCUCUGCCUUGAAGAUCUGCCUAUACCAUAAAAGAGGAUUAGAAGUUAAAGUACCGGUCGUACAUGGGUGUGGGCUCCAAGUUUAUUCUGUCUCAGUGCUACAAAAAUCAAAAGUUAAAGCAUGAACAUAAAAAUAGACAUGGACUAUUAAAGUCCUUAAAGCCUCAGUUAGUGGCAGAGUCAGAAUCCGCCUGGAGGGAUGCUUCCACCAUCCAGAGCGUACAGGAUUCAGAGGUGAAACAGCUGGCACUGUGCGUAAGGUCACAAUAGAGUGAUAUAAGCUAUGUAAACAAAUCUACCGUGGUGGGGCUGGGGGGUGGAGUAGGGGAGUGGCAUCAGGAACUCUUAACAAACAGGAGAAUACAAACCUGUAAGAAUCUGAAUUAAUAGAAGAACCUGAAGUUCACUAUAAAGGUAAAUAUUUUCAGAAUUUUUAAAAUGACUUAAAAAGAAAUAGAGCCAUGAUGCAGAAAAGGAUGGUAUGAAAAAGGAAUUGGGAGGUUAAAAAAAAAAAGAAACAACUUCUAAAAAUGAAUGAUACAGUCGUUGAAGUGAAAAAAAAUUCUCAGGUUAGACACAGUUGAAGACAGAAUUAGUGAACUAGGAAAUUUAUCUGGGGAAAUCAUCCAAAAUACAGCAAGAGAGAUAAAGAGAUAAAAAGUGUGAUUAGCAGUCAGAGGAAAGAAUGAGAAGGUUCAUUAGGGAAUCUAGAAGGAAGGAAUUUAGAAUAUGGGAGAGAAAAAGAUAAUGAAAAGAUCUGAUUUGAAAAGAGUAAUGGCUGAGAAUUUCCCAAAAUUGAAGAAAGGCAUUUGUAGCCAAGUAGUUUUGAAGAAGAACAAGGUGAGGGAGAUCACCAAUCAGAUGUCAAGAUAUAUUACAAAGCUGUAGUAAUUAAGACAGUGUUAUUGGCCUAGGGGUAGACAGAUAGACAAGUGAAUAAAACUGAGAGCUUCAGUUAACCAAACAAUGUAGCUCCAGUGCAUAUAUGGCAGCUGGAUAUAUUACAGACAAUGUGUUACAAGUCAGCUGGGAAUGACCAGUUACUCUAUAAAUUGUGCUAGGACAAUUGGCUAUCCACAUGUGAGGAAAAAUAAAAUUAGAUCUCUACCCUACACAAAAAUCAAUUCUGGGAAGUGGGGGAAAGGUAAAGAACCUAAAUGUGGGGAAAAAAAACCCCAAAACAAAGAAACCUUUAAAACCUUCAGUAGAAAAUAUAGGAGAAUAUAUUUAUGACGUUGGGAAGAUUUAUAAAAACUAAUAAACCCAAAGGGAAAGGACUAACAUAUUU
Orcinus orca (killer whale) is the source of this 5977-nucleotide messenger RNA. It is a transcript of the gene C14H10orf143, whose product is annotated as chromosome 14 C10orf143 homolog. Bases 98 to 427 code for a protein of 109 amino acids. The record is from RefSeq and is a predicted model, not a curated record. The transcript is spliced from 4 exons. NCBI's taxonomy places the organism in Eukaryota, Metazoa, Chordata, Mammalia, Artiodactyla, Delphinidae.